Messenger RNA from Neltuma alba, 831 nucleotides. RefSeq names its product putative receptor like protein 25. Bases 1 to 831 code for a protein of 276 amino acids. Gene Ontology annotation, molecular function: protein binding. The transcript has a single exon. Lineage: Eukaryota; Viridiplantae; Streptophyta; Magnoliopsida; Fabales; Fabaceae. The record is from RefSeq and is a predicted model, not a curated record.
AUGGCGCAAUAUUUGGUAGUUAUUAAAUUGAGGGCCAAUCAAUUCGUAGGCAAUAUUCCAUUACAAUUAUGCAACCUUCCUCAUUUGACAAUACUUGAUCUGGCUGAAAAUAAGCUUUCAGGAUCCAUACCUCAUGGCCUAUUCAACAUCACGCCUCCAGAUUCUGUGGAAGUAUUGCCUAAUGAAAUCCUGAAAAUAUUUAUGAAAGGAAGAGAAUUUGACUACCGAUCAUUUAGCCGUCUUCUAUAUUCUACGGGUGGUGUUAUUGAUUUUUCUGCUAAUAGUUUGAGUGGAGAAAUUCCUGAAGAACUAAUUAGUAACGGUCAAAUACAGUCCUUGAACUUGUCUCGAAACUAUUUGACUGGGAAAAUUCCCAAAGAAAUUGGAGGCAUGAAAGUGGAAUCUCUUGAUCUUAGCUAUAACAAACUUUCUGGAGAAAUUCCUUUAACAAUAUCCAAUUUGUCUUUUCUUGGUUAUUUGAACCUCUCAUACAACAAUUUCGUUGGACAAAUUCCAUUGGGAACCCAAAUUCAAACUUUUGAUUCUUGGAGUUUUGUUGGCAAUUCUGAACUUUGUGGAGAUCCUCUUCCAAAUAAGUGCAGUAAAGAAGAAGAAACUCAUGAUUCAAAGCUAGCUGAAGGAGAUGAAGAUGACGGCUUUCUAAAGUCAUUGUAUCGUGGCAUGGGGGUUGGAUUUGCAGCAGGUUUUUGGGGAGCUUGUGGUUCUCUCUUCCUCAUCAGAGCAUGGAGAUACAAAUUUUUCCGAUGGUAUGAUCACUUGGCAGAUCAACUUUAUGUUGCCUGGGCCCUCUUCUUCAAAAGCUUCAGCUGA